AUGACCGAUCUUACCAACUUAGCCAAACUGUGGAAAUAUUCCCAGCUAGGUGCGGUCAUGCUUCAAGAAAGCUGGCUCCACAACAAAAUCGAGGAUGAAACAGUAUACCUGGAUGGUUUCGCUAACCAUCGAAUCGAUCAGCCUGAUGGCAAUCGGUUGUAUGUUGCCCACGCAGCUAUUUCAACUCAGGUCACCCCGAAAUCAUCGCAGAUGUCCAGAGAACAACAAGUGUAUAAUCGAAUUCGAAAAGGAUGUGAAGCAGCUGUUCGCCCACUCGUCAAUCCGGAUGAUACACUGGUCGUUCAGGUUAAAGUAAAACUACAGCAACUUGUGGGACUGGAUGAAAGGACCCAGGUGCUCACAACUUUGGUAUUUAUUGAACAAUCAUGGCAAGACGAUCAACUGCGAUGGAACGAGACGGAAUACCGCGAAGUGCGCACAGUUCGGGUUCCGGCAAAUUAUGUUUGGACACCGGACACUUAUGUUUUUAAUAAUGCUGAUACCUCCAGUUCCGGUUUCCUCAAAGGCCUGCAUGUGCUAGUCCAUAAUUCAGGAAAAGUGAUUUGGCAAGUCCCAAUGCAAAUGAAGACGUCCUGUCAGGUGGAUAUUGUCAUGUUUCCGUUUGACGAACAAGUAUGCGAUAUCCAAAUGGGAUCAUGGAUCUACAUGCCAGAUUGGGUGACAUAUCGGUUUCACGGCAGCCUAUCCAGAGGCGCCCAGAUUCAGUCUUCGUAUCCAGAAAAAAUCAUUGCUUUAUCCGCAUGUCACGAUACAAAGAACAGUCACGAAGCGUUGGAUAUCUCUUCGUUUUGGGAGAGUAGUGAGUGGAUGUUACUUGGGGUGGAACUACUUCAUUCGAGUCGUUCAACCACACAACUAAUUGCUUGGAAAAUGGGAUUUGGUCAGAGACCAGAAAACGUGGUUCAACCGAAGUCUUUCAAUCAAACCACACAAAGCGAUUUAGUGCUCCGUUUACACUUGAAACGUCGCAGUUUCUUCUAUUUGUGGAAUAUAGUUAUCCCCUGUGUGAUGCUCACACUGCUUACUAUCACGGUAUUUUGCACUCCGGUUCAAUCGGGAGAGAAAAUCACAUUGGGCCUAUCGGUUUUUCUCGCCUUUUCCAUGUUUAUGGUACUCAUUGCAGAAAAGGUGCCCCCAACAUCAACAGGGAUUCCGCUGAUAGUCGUUGGUGUUACCAAGGAGUAUUCGGGUGGAAAAAGUAAUUCGGUGUUUGUAAUUCGUCGUACAAGCUUCAGCAAUAGUCGUGAUCCUGUUCUUGGCCAUAUCAAUGCUCGAAUCGGUUCUGUCCACAGAAACCGGAAACGGGGAGUGCGUUUCUACAAUGUGUAA
This is a messenger RNA of Echinostoma caproni, 1350 nucleotides long. NCBI's taxonomy places the organism in Eukaryota, Metazoa, Platyhelminthes, Trematoda, Plagiorchiida, Echinostomatidae. The record is from the annotation of a GenBank genome assembly.